Molecule: messenger RNA, 2852 nt
Organism: Hevea brasiliensis (rubber tree)
Lineage: Eukaryota; Viridiplantae; Streptophyta; Magnoliopsida; Malpighiales; Euphorbiaceae
Product: putative pentatricopeptide repeat-containing protein At3g15200
Exons: 2
Coding region: 415-2040 (541 amino acids)
Molecular function (GO): protein binding
Source: RefSeq, a predicted model, not a curated record
CUCAAUUCCCUUGUGCUCUCUCUUUAUUCUCUUGGUCAUGGGUCAUCGCUUAUACUCGUCAAUUACUACUUCAAAAGAGUAUAAGCAGCCAUCACAGUACCAUCCUCGCGGCAAUCUAACACCCAACUCUUUCUCACGCUAGAGGUCGGGUUCAAUACUUUCUUGGAUUUGGACGAAUUUCAAUCCUGAUUUUUAGCUUUUGGUUUUAAUGAUUUUCAUCUUUUCAAAUUACUCUUGUUUUUAGGACUUGGAACUGCGUUGUUGUAGCUCUUUCUGUAUUCUGUUUGAAAAGGAAAGGGGAAAAAAAAAAGAUAAAAGAAAAGGGCUUGAGAACUGAUUUUGAUUUGCGGAAGUGUUGGGCUACCUUGUUAAUUGUUUUGCUAAUAAUAAAUCCACCUAAUAAAAAUUUACAAAAUGCCUCCCAUAUUCCAACAAUUCAAAACCAUUUUCUGGCAAAACAUUUACUUGAAAUCCAAAUUCAAAUCUCCAACCAUACCCACAACUUGCCGCUCUUUCCUUGUUUACAUUCACUAUCUUCACAUCCCACAUAACCGAAAUCCUGGAGAGUCCAAGUCCCCAUUCAAAGGAUUUCACUUUGUUCAUUCAGUUGCAAAUUCACUUUCACUAACUGCACCCCAAAAUGAACCUGCCAAUGAACUAGCAAUCCAAGUCCAAAACAUCUUCAAGAAUUACAGAGACAGCCCCACAAGGAAGAUUGAGCUUGCUCUCAAUCAUUGCUGCCUCACAUUGACAGAAGAUCUAAUCUUGAACGUACUGAGGAGGCACCGAUCUGAUUGGAAACCAGCUUUUAUAUUUUUCAACUGGGUUUCUAAAGGUGGCCAAAUUAUUUUGGAUUCUGGUGUUUAUAAUGAGAUUCUUGACAUUCUUGGAAAAAUGAGGCGGUUUGGGGAAUUGAACCAAGUGCUGGAUGAAAUGACCAACAGAGGGGGACUUGUCAAUGAGGAAACAUAUAGAGUUCUGGUUAAUAGAUACGCAGCUGCACAUAAGGUGGAAGAGGCAAUUGAGGUUUUCAAUAAGAGGAGAGAUUUAGGGCUAGAGCUUGAUUUGGCUGCAUUCCAGAAACUUUUGAUGUGUUUAUGUAGGUACAAGCAUGUAGAAGUUGCAGAAACUUUGUUAUAUUCUAAGGGGAAUGAUUUUGGCAGGGAUAUAAAGACGAUGAAUAUUGUUCUGAAUGGGUGGUGUGUGUUAGGAAAUGUGCAUGAGGCAAAGAGGUUUUGGAAAGAUAUAGUUAGCUCUAAAUGCAAGCCGGAUUUGUUUACAUAUGGAACUUUUAUUAAAGCAUUAACCAAGAAGGGAAAGUUAGGCAAAGCAAUGAAACUCUAUCGAGCAAUGUGGGAGAAACAUUGCAAGCCAGAUGCGGUGAUAUGCAAUUGUAUUAUUGACGCAUUGUGUUUCAAGAAGAGGAUUCCAGAGGCCUUGGAGGUUUUCAGGGAAAUGAGUGAACUGGGUUGUUUACCAAAUGUGGCUACCUACAACUCGCUUAUCAAGCAUUUGUGCAAAAUUCAGAGGAUGGAGAAGGUUUACGAGCUUUUGGAUGAAAUGCAGGACAAGAAGGGGAGUUGCAUGCCAAAUGAUAUAACUUUCAAUUUCUUGCUCCAGGCAUUGAAGAAGCCAGAGCAACUUCCUUGGGUUUUAGAAGGGAUGGAGAGGAAUGAAUGCAAGAUCAAUGGUGACACAUAUAACUUGAUCCUGAAAUUGUAUGUGGCUUGGGAUUGUGAGGAAAGAAUAAUAGGUACUUGGAAUGAGAUGGAGAAAUAUGGUUUGGGACCUGAUCGACGAUCCUAUACCAUUAUUAUCCAUUGGCUCCAUCACAAGGGAAGAAUUAAGGAUGCUUUGCAUUACUUUUGGGAGAUGAAAUCUAAGGGAAUGGUUCCAGAGCCAAGGACUGAGAUAUUGGUCAAUGCAAUGAGUAUGAAGUCGAAAGAAAAUGAUGCUGAACAAGAGGAAAAAGGUGCAAUAAAUAGUAAAAAAUCAUCAAGUUCUAUGCGCAAAAGGAUAAGGAAGAUUAGAGCAGGGUAAUCUUGCUUCAAUAUUUAAGUGUUAUCAAGAUCAUGUGAUUACCUUCUGUGUCCUUGAUCUAUGGUGGUUGUGAAUUUAGAAGAAGUCAUGAAAAUACUGCAACCUUGAUUUGAUUCUUAUUUUUGUUCUUUAGAGAUGGGGUUUCAUUCUUUCUUGCAUUUGGCCAGAUUUUUGGUUUGGGGUUUCUUUUAUUGGUUUUCAUUUUCAUCAUUUCAAAUUAUUCUUGUUUUUAAGGAUUUGGAAGUGGGUGGUUGUAUUCCAUUAUAUAUACUGUUUCAGAAGAAAAGGAAAAAAGGAAAACAGAAUGAGAGCUGCUUUUGAUUUAAAGAAGAGUUUGGACCACCUUGUUAAUUUGGUUUGCAUGUGAUAGUGUAUCUUCUUUUGACUUUGCUUGACUGGUUGCCUUCUCGAAGUGUAUGCUUGAGUUGCUGGUCUCUUAAAACUUAUCUGGUUUACUUAGCCAAAAGGAAAAGAAAGAUGUCAAGAGAAAAAGAUAAAGAAGCCAAGUUGAUCAGAGGGACAUGUGUAGUUGUACUCAGAUUUAUUCUGUUUAUGUUGUAUUUACAAUAAUCAUCAAGCAUUCUUCAACGAACAGAUCUGCACAUGUGCUAGAGCUUAUAAUCUUCUCAAAUGAUAUGUCACUUGAUUUAUUCUCCUUUCCUUGGUUAUUGUUGUUGUCUUUGUCAAAGCCCUCAUUUAAUGCUGUUUUUCUCUAGUCACAAUGUACGCUGAAGAUGAUUAUGAGUUGAAUUAAUGUGUGUUGGUUUUAAAACGUGCUUUUUGAUAGACAUUUGAAAAAGAAGGCUAAUAGG